Chaetomium globosum CBS 148.51 is the source of this 2277-nucleotide messenger RNA. RefSeq lists its product as uncharacterized. Bases 1 to 2277 code for a protein of 758 amino acids. NCBI's taxonomy places the organism in Eukaryota, Fungi, Ascomycota, Sordariomycetes, Sordariales, Chaetomiaceae. The transcript has 4 exons. The record is from RefSeq and is a predicted model, not a curated record.
AUGGAAGAGAAAGACUCGGCCCGAGCUUGGUCCCAAGCGGCCACGCAAACUGAAGCGCCUCGGCGACAUGGUUCAACAAAGUGGCGCUUCCCAUUCGGAGGCCUGCUCGUGAGCCUCAUCGCCCUCGGCUAUUAUCUCACCAACCUCCGCUAUGUCCGCCACGACACCCAAACCCCCUUGACCGCGCCCAAGAGCGCUCCCUACGACCCCAUGGACCCCUGGUCAUCCAUCCCCCCCAGCACCAACCUAACCUUCCACCCCUGCUACACCUUCAUAAACCCCACCCUCCUCUGCGCCCGCCUCACCGUCCCCAUGGACUACUCCCGGCCCUUCCCCCCAUCCCCCAGCACCCUCGAUCAACAGCCCGUCCCGCAAGUCCACAUCGCCCUCCUGCUCCUCCCCGCCCCCCGCCCCCCGCCCCCCGACGCCAGACCCAAAGUCCCCUGUAAUCGUCAACCCCGGCAGAACCCGGCGAGCUCGAGCGUCACCCUGGCGCUGGCCGCGGGCGAGGCCUUGCAGGAUGUGCUGGGCUAUGACCAGCCCGUGCUGGAGUUUGAUCCGCGCGGGGUGAUGUUCACGACUCCGGGGGCGGAUUGUUGGUCGAAACCUUUGGACGAGCACUGUAAGUAUAGGUCUAGCAGUGGCGUUGGUAAUGGUAAUGGGGGUGGGGAGUGUGAUGAGGAGGGGGCGGUGGUGGCCGGGUUGAUGCAUCGGCUGCAGUGGCAGCAGGUGGGUUCGGCGUAUGGGUUGGUGAGUGGGGGCGGGCAGGCGAUGCUGAAUUGGGAGGUGGCGCAGCGCGGGGUCAGUCGGUUGUGUGCGGAGAAGGAUGGGAGGUUGGGGGGCGAGAGUGGGCUGCGGUGGGCGGGGACGAAGGAGGUGGUGAGGGAUAUGGUGACGAUCGUGGAUAAGUGGGAUGAGUGGGUGGAGAGGGAGGGGUUGCCGGAGAGGGAGCUCAAGGGCAAGUUGGUUUAUUGGGGGUUCUCGUAUGGCUCGUACUUGGGCGCGGCGUUCGCGAGGGCGUUUCCGGAGAGGGUGGGGAGGGUGUUGCUGGAUGGGGUGGUGGAUGCGGAGUUGUAUGAGGAGCCUGUGUGGGAGGAGAGCUUGGUGGAUGCGGAUAAGGUUCUGGGAGAGUUCUUUCGGUAUUGCGCUGAGGCAGGGGAAAAGUGUUUCCUGUACCGGGACGGGGAUCAGAAGGAGGAUGUGCAACGGAGGUAUGAGGCGACGAUGGAGGGCCUUCGGGCUAACCCCAUCAUGUUCACCCACUCAAGGUACUUUUACCCUGCCGUCGUCCGCCAUGAGAUGGUCAAGCAGUUGGUAUUCACGGCUCUGUACACGCCGAUCCAGGGGUUUCCAAUGGUGGCAUGGCUGGUGAAUUACAUCCACCAGGGCAACGACAAGUGGUUUCACGACAUGUUCCAGGAUGAGAAGCUCCUAUGUUCGAUGGGCGCAAAUCCCAUGGUUAUGCGCAUGAUGAACGACGCUCAGCGAGCCAUCAUGUGCAGCGACAAGUUGCAGCCGACCAACUACACUCUUGGUGACUGGGAGUCGGCCUACAAAUCCAUGGCCUCGACCUCGCAGUUUGCCGAUAUUUGGAUUCCCUUGAUGAUGCAGUGCAGUGGCUGGGACCUCGCCUCGCCGCAGCAAACGCCGAGCAGUCCCUGGACAUCCGUCAAACAAAUCGACACAGCCAACCCCAUCCUCUUCCUCUCCAACACCUACGACCCGGUCACCCCGCUCCGUGCCGCAGUUAAGAUGGCGUUGAAGUUCAAGGGCGCCGGCUUGCUGGAGCAAGAGGCACCGGGGCACUGCACCAUCUCGGCCGCGUCGAGGUGCACCGCCAAUGUGGUUAGGGAGUAUUUAGCAACAGGCGAGGUUCCACAGCCGCCAAAGGGGGUCAACGACCAGUAUCGUGGAGAGUGGAAACACUGUUCUGCGGACGAAUACCCAUGGGGCCCUAGCACCCGGGAGAUGCUUUCCGCCAUGUCAACCGAGGAGCGGAAGAUGGCGGAAGGGUGGGGCAGGGUGAGAAAGGCCCUGGAGAACAUCCGGAAGAACAUUGAACAGAGGAAAGGUUUGGAUAAGGAAUUUAUUACGGGAAUCGCGAACCAGGCCAGUGGGACCUCGGGGGCGCGGGACGCCCCGAGCCAGUCGUUUCAGGAACCAAUUCAGGAGAGGCUGGAAGGUGCUCAGUGUGAUCAGGGAACGGGGAACAACGGGAAACUGAGCACACUGAGCAUGGAAGCCAUGCAGCCAAUCAGGACACAAGAACGGAAGUGA